Messenger RNA from Trichomonas vaginalis G3, 576 nucleotides. Its product is annotated as protein of unknown function, DUF4106 family. The record is from RefSeq and is a predicted model, not a curated record. Bases 1 to 576 code for a protein of 191 amino acids. The transcript has a single exon. Lineage: Eukaryota; Parabasalia; Trichomonadida; Trichomonadidae.
AUGGCUGAUGGAAAUAUAACACCUGACGUUCUAGAACAUUUAUCUCAAAGAACUACACAGAACCAUAAAGAUGGUAUAUUUGGUGAAGAGUUUAGAAAGAAAGUUAGGGAGAGAGAAGGAAGAGAACCUAUUGUACAUGACCUUGCAAACGAAAGUUUGCAAAAUGUCAUAAAAACUUACUUUGCAUACGAUGAACUGAGAAGGGAUGAAUAUUUAAGAAAACUCAAAUGGACAGUACCAAAUGAAAUGUUAGUAUUGAAAAACAUGUUCCUUGACAAAAUAAAACCAACUACAGAAAUAAACGACGCAAGACUGAAAGAUUGGGUAAAAGCUUUCCCAUUCACAAAAGAUAUAGUUGGUAACAUGGAAAGAAAACCAGAAUGGCUACAAAAACAUAUAUUUGGAAACGAGCAUAUUCCAUAUGGACAGGCACUGUUUGAAGAGCUUGAACCGGAAACUCAGGAAAGAGUCAUGCAAACAAUACGCGAAGACUCAAAUACAAACUAUGACAAACUCUUUCUAGGAUAUAGGUUACCUGAGAUGGGCGACCAGAGCCCAAAGGCAAAAAGGACAUGA